AUGUCAGUUAAAGAUAGAACGUCCGAAUUUUACGCCGCAGUGGAGUCAAUCCGUACAAGGUCCUCGAAUGGUCAUGGAGGCUUUCAAGCAAGACAUAAUUUAGAACAUCGAAGACCAUUGCUAAAUAGUAAUAAUAGUAGUAAACUAGUAAACGGUAGUACAGGUGUCAAUAAAAGUGAGUUUGCAAAGAUGGCGGCGGCGAUAGGAAAGGAUAUAAACAUUACAGCGGCUAAAUUACAAAAAUUGACGAAAUUGGCUAAGCGAAAGACACUUUUUGACGAUCGGCCUGUUGAAAUUAGCGAAUUGACUUAUAUAAUUAAGCAGGACAUUGCAAAAUUAAAUAAGCAAAUAGCCCUACUCCAACAAUAUGUUCGGGAUCAUAAAAAAAAUAAUAAACAGGCCGAUGAACAUUCUUCUAAUGUUGUAGUUAUGUUACAAUCAAAACUAGCUAGUACUAGUAUGAGUUUUAAGGAUGUUUUGGAAAUUCGAACUCAGAAUAUGAAAGCGAGUAAGGAUAGGAAGGAACAAUUCAUGUUUUCUUCUAAUCAACAAACUGAUAUACCUGCAACUGAUUCACCAUUAUAUAAUACGCAAAGACGUAAUGUUCAACAGAAUACAGAUUUUCUUGCUCUUGAUAUGUCUUCAGGACAAGCUCAGCAAUUACAAUUUAUUGAUCAACAGGAUAAUUAUAUUGAAAGUCGUGCAACAGCGAUUGAAUCUAUUGAAUCAACAAUAGCUGAGCUUGGUAAUAUUUUUCAACAAUUGGCAACAAUGGUCGCAGAACAGCGGGAAACUGUUCAAAGAAUUGAUGCCAACACAGAUGACAUACAAACUCAUGUAGAGGGAGCACAAAAGGAACUAUUAAAAUAUUAUGCUAGUAUUUCUUCAAAUCGAUGGCUAAUGGUUAAAAUAUUUGCAGUUAUAAUAUUCUUUUUCUUGGUUUUCAUUCUUGUAACUUAA
This is a messenger RNA of Rhizophagus irregularis DAOM 181602=DAOM 197198, 960 nucleotides long. RefSeq lists its product as uncharacterized. Gene Ontology annotation, molecular function: SNAP receptor activity; SNARE binding. Gene Ontology annotation, biological process: intracellular protein transport; vesicle fusion; endoplasmic reticulum to Golgi vesicle-mediated transport. Gene Ontology annotation, cellular component: endomembrane system; Golgi membrane; SNARE complex. The record is from RefSeq and is a predicted model, not a curated record. NCBI's taxonomy places the organism in Eukaryota, Fungi, Glomeromycota, Glomeromycetes, Glomerales, Glomeraceae.